This is a messenger RNA of Odontomachus brunneus, 2035 nucleotides long. RefSeq names its product deoxyhypusine hydroxylase (gene nero). Bases 268 to 1185 code for a protein of 305 amino acids. Lineage: Eukaryota; Metazoa; Arthropoda; Insecta; Hymenoptera; Formicidae. The record is from RefSeq and is a predicted model, not a curated record. The transcript has 4 exons. Gene Ontology annotation, molecular function: deoxyhypusine monooxygenase activity. Gene Ontology annotation, biological process: peptidyl-hypusine biosynthetic process.
CUGUUCUAUGGAAUUCUCUUUGAGAUUUUGACGUCCGGUUGCCUAUAGUUUUAACACGUGACAGUUCUUGUUAAUCGCAAAUAUUUCCUUGAUGAGUUGAUGUUGGAAUGAGUAAUUUUCCUACUAGGUAACAUAUUGUUAAAUUUCAUCACGGCACAUUCGCUUUAUUCGUGACAUUAGAAUCAACUCUCAUCUAGUUGAGUUUUAAUCUAUCAUAGAUUUUCUAGGCAAAAUAAGUUACAGUAGUGAACUUAUUUUCUACUGACAAUGGUACGAGCAAAUAAGAGGGAUAUCUUAAACAUAGGCAGUGUCCUGAACGAUUCUACUAGGCCUCUCAAGGAGCGAUUCCGUGCUCUAUUUACAUUGAGGAAUAUUGGUGGUGCAACAGCUAUAGAUCAGAUUCAUGCUUGUUUCAAAGAUCAAUCUGCACUGCUGAAGCAUGAAUUGGCUUAUUGUUUGGGCCAGAUGAAAGAUCCAGCAGCCAUUAGUAUUCUAACCAGUGUCUUGGAAGACCUAUCACAAGAGCCAAUGGUACGUCAUGAAGCAGGAGAAGCAUUGGGUGCUAUUGGUGAGCCUACUGUGAUCCCAUUAUUGGAAAAAUACAGCAAAGAUCCUGUGCCUGAAGUAGCAGAGACCUGUGAUUUGGCAUUGAGUCGACUGAGAUGGUUGGAGUCCAACAGCAAUGCAGAUGGUUCACAGAACAAUCCAUAUAUGACUAUUGAUCCUGCACCAGCUGCAGAAAUAACAGAUGUGCGUGUUCUGAGGAAGAUCUUGUUAGACCAAAGCGAAACACUGUUUAAUAGAUAUAGGGCAAUGUUCUCAUUGAGGAAUUUAAAUACUUUAGAGAGCAUUCUCACCCUCGUUGAAGGUUUGAAAACUGGCAGUGCCUUGUUCAAACAUGAGGUGGCCUUUGUAUUGGGGCAACUUCAGGAAGAGGCAUCUGUGCCGGGACUGCGGGCGUCGUUGGAGAACACGGACGAGAACGAGAUGGUCAGGCAUGAAUGCGCAGAAGCCUUGGGCUCCAUUGCCACUCCCGAGUGCUACGAGAUUUUGAACAAGUACCUGAACGACAGUAAAAGAGUUGUCCGCGAGAGCUGUAUAAUCGCCUUGGACAUGUGCGAGUACGAGAACAGCGCGGAAUUUCAGUAUGCAGAUACAUUGGCCAAGCUUCCUUGCACCGCGUAACGUUCGUCUUCAGAAUGCCUGAUGCACCUUAUUUCCGCGGAAAAAGAAGAGAAAUAUAAAUCACUUUCAACAUCUACACGCUCAACCGAACGUUCCAGUGAAACGCUGAAUAACGAAUUAAUAUGUUUAGCAUACUUAGGAAAUCAGUGUUUUUCUUUUCCUCAUUUCAACUCCCGACUAUGCUCCCGAUCGUAAUUGACUAUUAGUUUUGUAAGUUCCUUCUUUUCUAUCUUUUUUCUCAAACCUAAGUAACCUUUGUAAAUUUACGAUCUCAGUGAUCGUGAAUUGCAUAAUUACAGAAAGAAAUUUUAAUAGACAAAUAUCUCCGACAUGAUUUAUUUUUUAUAAUUUAUGACUAUACUGUAAAUUAGAGCAUAUGUCACAUUUGUCUGAACGUCUUGGCAAUUGAUUUUUAGACUCACUUUUUUAUGUUUGUUGAGAACUGAAUUGCAACGACCAUUUUAAGCAACUUAUUUUUUUUAUUAAGUGUAUAUAUAUACAUACAUAUAUAUAUUUUUUUUAGAUGAACAGAUUGUACUGUGUGCUAUUAGAGUGAAAUAUAUAAAUUAGACAAAUGUAUAAAUUAGCGUUGAAGAGAGAAGAAAUUAGAUUCCAAUGUAGUACCAAUUUAGCUAAAAAAAAAAAAGAAACGGGUCAAGUGAGGCCAGCCAUAACACCGUAUAAAUAUGAUUUAAACGGAAAAACGUAUGUGAAUUAACGUGAUGUUGAUGAGAAAUUAAUUACUUUAUGUAUGAAACGCGCAACAAACUCCAGGCGAACAUAUUAAAAAUCUAAAGAUUUAAAGAUUGUAAGAAAAUACAGAAAGUGCAAUUGGAAGGUACAGAAAUAA